Gracilinanus agilis (Agile Gracile Mouse Opossum) is the source of this 1286-nucleotide messenger RNA. RefSeq names its product solute carrier family 15 member 3 (gene SLC15A3). The transcript has 8 exons. The record is from RefSeq and is a predicted model, not a curated record. Bases 1 to 1284 code for a protein of 427 amino acids. NCBI's taxonomy places the organism in Eukaryota, Metazoa, Chordata, Mammalia, Didelphimorphia, Didelphidae. Gene Ontology annotation, molecular function: transmembrane transporter activity. Gene Ontology annotation, cellular component: lysosomal membrane. Gene Ontology annotation, biological process: transmembrane transport.
AUGUUAGAGAAAUACUUCCAUUAUGCCAUCUUGGUGCACCAGGAACAUAGGUUGGAAGAGUGGGACGGAGCAGGAAAAUUUGGCCUGGGAGCCAGAGUGAUGGACCUUGGCCGAGAUGCCACCCGACGCUUUUUCAACUGGUUCUAUUGGAGCAUCAACCUGGGGGCCGUCCUGUCCCUGUUCGUGGUGGCCUUCAUCCAGCAGAACAUCAGCUUCCUGGUAGGCUACAUCAUCCCCGUGGCGUGCGUCGGCCUUGCCCUGUUUGUCUUCGUCUGCGCAGGCCCUACUUUCGUCACCAAGCCCCCCACGGGCAGCCAGGUGUCCUCCAUGCUGAAGCUGGCCCUCCGAAGGUGCUGCCCACGGUGGUGCCCCUGCUUAGCCAGAUCCCCACAAGAAGCAGAUGGACUGCCCAGCAGAUGGUCAUCCCGAGGUCCUUCCCGCCGGGAAGACGAUGCCAACUUCUCGGUGUUGGUGAAGAUCUUGCCGGUGAUGCUGACCCUGGUGCCUUACUGGAUGGUGUACUUCCAGAUGCAGUCCACUUACAUCCUCCAGGGCUUGCACCUCCAAAUCCCACAUAUUUUCCAGGUUCAUUUGGACAAUGGCAGUGACACCAAGCUUUCCCAGGACAGUAGCAGCUACAGGUUUCCGGAAGCCUGGCUCCUUUUGGCCAAUGUGGUCAUGGUGCUGAUUCUGGUCCCUCUGAAGGACCGCGUCAUCGAUCCGUUCCUACAGCGGCGGAAGCUGCUCCCCUCACUUCUCAAGAAGAUGGCCCUGGGCAUGCUCUUUGGUUUUGCCUCCGUCAUUGCGGCAGGUGUCCUAGAGACCAAGAGACUCCAAUACAUUCACCGCAACGAGACGGUGGCUCAGCAAAUUGGACGUGACGUGUACUUCGCAGCGCCCAUGUAUAUCUGGUGGCAGAUACCUCAGUAUCUCCUCAUUGGCAUCAGCGAGAUCUUUGCCAGCAUCCCAGGCCUGGAGUUUGCCUACUCGGAAGCGCCCCGAUCGAUGCAGGGAGCCAUCAUGGGCAUCUUCUACUUCCUGUCCGGGGUGGGCUCCUUUCUGGGCUCCGGCCUGGUGGCUCUGCUGUCCCUCCCGGCAGGGGGCUGGCUGCACUGUCCCAGGGAUUACGGGAACAUUAACAACUGCCGGCUGGACCUCUACUUCUUCCUGCUGGCCGGCCUCCAGGCCGCCACGGCCCUCCUGUUCCUGCGCAUCGCCCACCACCACGAGCAGUCGGCCCCUUCUCGGGCGUGCCGCGGCUGUGCCGGGAGAGCGGGCGGUUGAGG